Haplochromis burtoni (Burton's mouthbrooder) is the source of this 2163-nucleotide messenger RNA. RefSeq names its product adenosine deaminase-like (gene mapda). Gene Ontology annotation, molecular function: adenosine deaminase activity. The record is from RefSeq and is a predicted model, not a curated record. The transcript is spliced from 10 exons. Gene Ontology annotation, biological process: adenosine catabolic process; inosine biosynthetic process. Lineage: Eukaryota; Metazoa; Chordata; Actinopteri; Cichliformes; Cichlidae. Bases 1123 to 2163 code for a protein of 346 amino acids.
AUGCUUCAAUAGUAGAAUUGCAAUUUUGAUACGUCGUUGUCUUUUUUGGGGGAUUUUUCUCCUAAUGAUAUCAGGUACACCAUUUUUGCAUGAAUGUUGGAUUUUUUUGCUUAAAGGACAAAAUUUCAAAGAAAGAAUAAUAAUUAUCCAACUUUAUCUUUUUUUCUCUUGUAUGAUAUUAAAUGUUUUAUGACUACGUUUUCAUCCUCCCGUGAGUCGAAAAGGAAAAGGUUUUUCAUCUGACAUCCUAAAAUGUUUUAUCAGACAAUAUUUUGGGAUUUGAGCAAACUAUCAGGAUUUUGUGAGAAAAAGAAACAGAGAAUGUUAAUACUUGUACUGUACUGUCGUUUUCAACAAUAAAAAAACAAACAAACCAAAAAACCUUUUUGAAAAUAUUUUCUGAAUAAUUUUUUUAACAUUCUUUUGAAAUUAUAUUAAAAGUUUAACAGUUUUUAAAUUGUAAAUUGCUAUUUUCUAUUUCACUGGAUGUAUUUGAAGACUUUUUGAAGAUACUCAUUAUCUAUGCAGCAAUAAUAAACUACUAUCCAUUACUCUUGAAAAAAAAAUCUACAUCCCAUACAAAAAAGAAAUUUGCUCCACAGAAGCUACAUGUUUUAAAUGCAUAUACACAGCACCGGUUAUGUCUUUAAUUUCCCAUUCAGAAAUGGGCACGUGAUCCUCUGAGUAUAUUUUAAUGACCAUAAAUUUGUUUGAUAUUGCUACUUUCUUGAAUAAUGAAACAUUGCCAUCAGGUGAUGAAUGAGAAUACAAUUAGCUACAACAAUGUACCGACAACUGACACACUUAAGGAGGGCAAAAUAAUGAUUAAAAUCAUUUGAAUGUCCUCUUAAAUUAGAAAACAAUGUUUUGCUGUCAGAUUGACUUUGCGAUUCUAAAUUUUUACCAUAAAAGGAAAUAAAGAAAGGAGGAAAUACAAGUCAUUUAUCUGAUGUAGAAAGGAAGUCUUUAGCGGAACCCUGACCGCUGCAGUAGCAGCCGGGGAAUUGUUUCUUGGUUGCACUGAUGGUGUUCCGGGUAAAUGUGGACUGAAAACAAAGGUUUGUAAAAGCAGCAAACAGCUCGGAGCUCAGAGACUUGCUCGCGGAUUGUCUUUACUUUGUGAUGGACAAUGAUGUCUUUUAUCGGGAGCUGCCAAAAGUGGAGCUUCACGCUCACCUCAAUGGUUCUGUCAGCGCGCAAACCAUCGAGAAGCUCAUCAGCCGAAAGCCACAUCUCAACAUUGAACACAGCAUGACGGCCAUUGGCAAAGGACAGCGGAGGACUCUGGAUGAGUGCUUUGAAGUCUUCAGGGUCAUCCACAAGUUGGUGGACACUGAGGAGGAUAUCCUGAUGGUGGCUACAGAUGUUAUCAAAGAGUUUGCAGCUGAUGGUGUCAAAUAUUUAGAGUUAAGAAGCACACCACGUGAAGAGAGAGAUACAGGACUGACAAAGAAGACUUACAUUGAAACGGUCAUCAAAGCCAUCCAGAAGUGUAAGGAGGAGGGAGCGGACAUUGAUGUCAGGUUUCUGGUAGCCAUUGACCGCAGAAAUGGGACUGAAGUUGCCUUGGAGACGGUGAAUUUGGCUGAGGAGUUCAUGCUGUCAUCUGAUGGUUUAGUGGUGGGAGUUGACCUCAGUGGAGAUCCAACGGUGGGCCAUGGCAAAGAUCUGCUUCCUGCCCUACAGAAGGCCAAAAACUCUGGACUGAAGUUGUCACUGCACCUCUCAGAAAUUCCAUCACAGCUGGAUGAAUCAGAUUUGCUGUUGAGUCUUCCUCCUGACAGAAUCGGUCAUGGCACCUUCUUACAUCCUGAAGUCGGUGGAUCUCAAAGCCUCGUUAACAAAGUGGUUCAGAAAAAGAUACCAAUAGAGCUGUGCCUGACAUCAAAUGUGAAAGGCAACACUGUGCCGUGUUACUCCAAACAUCAUUUCAAGUACUGGUACGAGCUGGGACACCCAACUGUAAUUUGCACCGACGAUAAAGGAGUCUUCUGUACGGACUUGUCUCAGGAAUAUCAGCUGGCAGCUUCCACAUUCGGUCUCAGUCAUGAAGCCGUGUGGAAGCUCUCUCAGCAGGCCAUAGACUGCAUCUUCGGACCAGAGAUUGUGAAGCAGCAGCUUCAAGAGAAGUGGAAUGACUUACAUCCUCAGCUUUUCAAGUGA